Molecule: messenger RNA, 3248 nt
Organism: Paramecium tetraurelia
Lineage: Eukaryota; Ciliophora; Oligohymenophorea; Peniculida; Parameciidae
Exons: 6
Molecular function (GO): helicase activity
Source: RefSeq, a predicted model, not a curated record
AUGAGGGAUAACUUCACUUUAAACAAAUAGAAUGACUUUCAUAGUAACAACUAAAAUGAAAAAAGAAAAGACUAUAUUACAUUUCAAAUUUAGAAGGAAUCCAAAAGAUUGAUUAUGCAACAUAGGUAGAAUGGGGAUAUACGCUAAAAACAAGAUUCAAACAUUUCACUUUUAAAAAAGAAUUUUUAGAAAACAACUACAGAUGAUUAGAAGUCAAAUGAUGUGUUUCUAAAUAGAUUACCAACUGAUUAAUUUAAGAAUUUGUAAAUUUCUAAGGAAAAAUAAACAGGAUAAGCUGGAAAUAAUAAAAAUACAGAAAUACAAACAGCAAAAUAUUAGUUGAAUAAUCACAUAAGUGAUUAAUUUGCAUAAUAACAAUAAUCGAUUAAACCUAUAAAUAAACCUACUAUCAUUUAAACUAAUAAUGAGCCUAAAAAGGUAGGAUUUACUUCAGACUGUGUAUUUUGGGAUUCUUCAAAGAAGAAGAAAAACACUGAUAAUUAAGAUUAAAUAAAAAGAAACAAACUACCCAACAGAGAGGCAAAAAAAUCAUUUUUCUUAAUGGAAUAAGAGUUAGAAAGAAAAAAAUUGGAUUCUUUAGACAAUAAAUAUUUAUAGGAACAAGGAUAAAAAUAGGUUGAUGAAUUGCUAAAUGAGGGUCAAUAAUAUAGUUCAAUAGCAAUAUAGAAAAAAAAGAUUAAUGAAUACAAAGGAUCAGUUUAGAUAAAAAGUAGCUUCGAAGAACAUAUUGAUAGUUUCCAAUAACCUGAAAAUUAAGUUUUUGAAUACAAUAAGCUUCUCAAAUAUUUAUUUAUGAAAGAUUACUUUGAAAAUAGAAAAUAAGAUUUUGAAUUCAAUCAAAUACCCACUAAUUUUUCAAGUUGGGAGUCAUAUAGCAAGAUAUUUCAAUAAUUUUUCUUAAAUGAAGCUUGUGCUUAGAUUAAACAAAGCUUUAUUGAAUUCAUGUUCAAACUAAAAAAAAAUAACAAAUACAGGAAACUGUAAAUCAAAUUAGACGAAUCAGAGGCCAAUAAAGAUGGUACUAUAUUUUAAAUAAGGAAACUUUACGAAGAAUAAAACAUUGAAUAAAAUUAAUAGCAAAUAGAUGAAGACAAUAAAUAAACUUAAUGUUUGAAAGGGUCAAGUUUUGAAGAGACUAAAGAUGGAUACUGCGAGUUAACAACUUUAAAAAACUAUUUGGUAAUUAUCAGCAAUAAAUUCUAAAUUAAGUUGGGUCAAUUAAAUUAAGUAAAUGAAAAAACUAUGCUUUUCUUUGGGAUCUUAAUCGAACCUUAGAAAGCAACAGUACUUCAACAAAUAAAGGUAUAAACUUUUGUUCAACGAUAAAAAUUCGCCUCUUCUCGUUGGUACAAUGUAUUCUUAAUACCAUUUAUGAAGAUAACUACCAUUAUUAGAGAAUAUUAAACUCUUUCAUAAUUAAGGUAUAUGAUGACACCCUUAUUUAAUAUAAUUUAUGAUCCAAAUAGAUAAUAACACUUGUUGGGAACUGAAAUUGGAGGUUCAUGGACAGCGUAAUUUAGGAAUUAAGUUUCAAAUAGUGAAUAUUUGACUAAGUUUUUUAAAUUGGUAGAUUAAAAAUUUAAUAAAAGUCAAGCUAAUUCUAUAAAGGAAAUAUUGUAACAAGAGAAAGGCAUAAGUUUACUUUAGGGACCACCUGGAACUGGUAAAACUCAUACUCUGAUUGGAAUAUUAUCUGGGGCUUAUGAAUAUAUGAAAAUGACUGACAAAUUUCCAAGAAAAAAAAUAUUGAUCUGUGCUCCUUCAAAUGCAGCAAUAGAUGAAAUCAUUUUGAGAAUCAUGAGACCAGACAGCUUAUUUGAUUCAGAUGGUAAACCAAGAGAAGUUAAGGUAAUAAGGAUAGGAUUAAUCGAUGAGGAGAGUGAAUUUUCAGAUACUGUCAAAAAAGUCUCUUUAGAGUAUUUAGCCUAGAACAUGUUACUAAAAUCUUAAAUAAUAAAAUAAGAAGCAGAUUAAAAGACAACAGCUGAUUUAAGAAUUGAUAUUUGCAAGAUCUAAAAUCAAAUUAAGAAAUUACAGAAAAUCAAAAAAUAAGAUCUAACAGAUUAAUCUACUUAUAGUGAACAACUAUCUAACUUGAAAUCAGAUUUGUCAAUUAAAUAGCAAUAUCUAGAAAGGAUGAGAGCAAAAAAAAUACAAUAUAAGGAAUCAUAUAAUUUAUUUUGUGAAAAGAUUUUGAACGAAGCUGAAAUUAUUUGUAGUACUUUGAAUUCAAGUGGAUCUGAGAAAUUAUCUAAAUAUAUGGAUUAAAUUGAAUUAUUAAUAGUAGAUGAGGCAGCAUAAUGUACUGAGCCUUCUAAUAUUAUUCCAUUACGAUUAGGAGUUGAAAAGAUGAUUUUGAUUGGAGAUCCAAAAUAAUUGGCUGCUACUACUUUUUCACCUAGUUCAACUACAGGAUUUUAUAAUAGAAGUUUAUUUGAAAGAAUUUUGGAUAACAAUUUCUAACCGCAUUUCUUAAAUAUUCAAUAUAGAAUGGAUAGUGAAAUAAGAAAAUUUCCAUCCUUUGAAUUUUACCAAAACAAACUCAUAGAUCAUGAAUCAGUAAUUUAAAGAAAGUUACCUGAAAAUUAUUUUAAAAAGUAAAUGUUAUUUCUAGAUAUUAUUGAUGGAUAAGAAAAAAGAGAUAAUACUUCUUACAUCAAUGAAAAAGAAGCUAAUUUAGUUAUUUAAUUGAUAAAUAGCAUCAAAGAAUAAUUUAAAACUUAAACUAUAGGGGUUAUCUCAUCCUAUAAAGCAUAGGUUAAACUUAUCUAAACUUUAAUUAAAUAGAGUAAUACAAGAUUGAAAGAUAUCGACAAUAAAAUCUUAAGUGUAAAUACGGUUGAUUCAUUCUAGGGACAAGAAAAAGAUAUUAUCAUUUUUAGUUGUGUCAGAUCAUCUGAAUGCAAAGGAAUAGGAUUCUUAAAUGAUGGCAGAAGAAUAAAUGUUGCAUUAACAAGAGCUAAAUUUGCUCUAUUUGUGAUUGGAAAUGGAUUAACUUUAUCCAAAGGAUAGCUAUGGAGAAACCUUUUGUAAAAUAUGCAAGAAAGACAAUUAUACAGGAAAAUUUAGAUUACAGAAGAAUUUUCAUUUGAAAAAAUACUCAACGAUGAAUGGGAAGAUUCCGAUAGAUAAAUGUCAGAAAAAUUAAUUGCCAGCAUAUCAUCCUAAAAACUCUCAAAAUUUUGAUCUUUUAUUUUAUAGUGCUUUUUACAUUUUGUUAUAGCUUA